Messenger RNA from Notolabrus celidotus (New Zealand spotty), 4520 nucleotides. RefSeq names its product potassium voltage-gated channel subfamily H member 5-like. The record is from RefSeq and is a predicted model, not a curated record. Gene Ontology annotation, biological process: regulation of membrane potential; potassium ion transmembrane transport. The coding region runs from base 94 to 3267 and encodes 1057 amino acids. Lineage: Eukaryota; Metazoa; Chordata; Actinopteri; Labriformes; Labridae. Gene Ontology annotation, molecular function: voltage-gated potassium channel activity. The transcript is spliced from 12 exons. Gene Ontology annotation, cellular component: membrane.
GUGAGCCCAGUCCGGCUCGGACAGAAAGCUCAGUAAAGGAGUGUAGUUAUCAACAUCAGCACGAGCACUGAGUGAUCGUCCUGAACCCUCAGAAUGCAUGGGGGCAAAAGAGGACUGGUGGCUCCGCAAAACACUUUUCUGGAAAAUAUCGUCCGGCGCUCCAGCGAAACCAGUUUCCUGUUGGGGAAUGCUCAGAUUGUGAACUGGCCGGUGGUUUACAGCAAUGAUGGAUUCUGUAAACUAUCAGGAUACCACAGAUCUGAAGUCAUGCACAAGAGCAGCACCUGCAAUUUCAUGUAUGGUGACCUGACAGAUAAGAAGUCUAUUGAUAAUAUCAGAAGGAACUUUGAUAACUAUGAGUCCAACUUCUAUGAGGUGCUGCUCUAUACAAAGAACAGAGCCCCGAUAUGGCUUUACAUGCAGGUCGCUCCGAUCAGAAACGAAAACGACAAGGUGGUGCUUUUCCUCUGCACCUUCAGAGACAUCACACUCUUCAAACAGCCCAUUGAAGACGAGUCAACAAGAGCAGGAUGGACAAAGUUCGCCAGGCUGACCCGUGCACUGACCAACAACCGUACCAUGGUGCAGCAGUUAGCUCCACUGAGCCAGACUGAGGUCACCCACAAGCCCUCCAGAUUGGCUGAGGCUCUCCAACUGGGAUCGGACAUCCUCCCUCAGUACAAACAGGAGGCCCCCAAAACACCUCCCCACAUCAUCCUCCACUACUGCACCUUCAAAACCACCUGGGACUGGGUCAUCCUCAUCCUCACCUUCUACACAGCCAUCAUGGUGCCCUACAACGUCUCCUUCAAGACCAGGCAGAAUAACCUGGCGUGGCUUGUGCUUGACAGCGUGGUGGACGUCAUCUUUCUGAUCGACAUCGUGCUAAACUUCCACACCACGUUUGUAGGUCCCAAUGGGGAGGUGAUUUCAGACGCCAGGCUGAUACGGAUGAAUUAUCUGAAGACAUGGUUUGUCAUUGACCUGCUAUCCUGUCUGCCCUAUGAUAUCAUCAACACCUUUGAAAAUGUAGAUGAGGAUGUCAUCACAACUGGGACUCGAGGACAUCACAUCCGGGAGUCUUCAAACUUCCACAGAAAUAUUACACGGACAGAGGACUCUGUGCUCCCAGGUAUCAGCAGCCUGUUCAGCUCCCUCAAGGUGAUCCGCCUGCUCCGCCUCGGCCGUGUGGCCCGCAAGUUGGACCACUACCUGGAGUACGGAGCAGCCGUCCUGGUUCUUCUUGUGUGUGUCUUUGGCCUGGUAGCUCACUGGCUGGCGUGCAUCUGGUACAGCAUCGGGGACUACGAGGUCAUAGAUGAGACCACCAACACCAUAAAGACGGACAGCUGGCUCUACCAGCUGGCCCUCAGUAUCGGUACUCCGUACCGCUACAAUGCCAGCGGGACUGGGCAGUGGGAGGGUGGUCCCAACAAAGACACACUGUACAUCUCCUCUCUCUACUUCACCAUGACCAGUCUCACCACCAUCGGCUUUGGAAACAUCGCUCCGGCCACAGACGGAGAGAAGAUUUUCUCUGUUGCAAUGAUGAUGGUUGGCUCGCUGCUGUAUGCCACCAUCUUUGGAAACGUCACCACAAUCUUCCAGCAGAUGUACACCAACACAAACCGCUACCAUGAGAUGUUGAACAACGUGCGCGACUUCCUGAAGCUUUAUCAGGUUCCCAGAGGUCUGAGUGAGCGAGUCAUGGACUUUAUUGUGUCAACCUGGGCCAUGUCCAGGGGCAUCGACACAGAUAAGGUUCUCGCCAUUUGUCCCAAAGACAUGCGUGCAGACAUCUGCGUCCACCUCAACAGGCAAGUGUUCAAUGAUCACCCUGCGUUCCGUUUGGCCAGUGAUGGCUGUCUGCGCUCCCUGGCAGUCGAGUUUCAGACCACACACUGUGCACCUGGAGACCUCAUCUUCCACAUCGGAGAGAGUGUCGACACACUCUGCUUCGUGGUGUCCGGCUCACUCGAGGUCAUUCAGGAUGAUGAGGUUACCGCAAUACUAGGAAAAGGUGAUGUGUUCGGAGAUGUGUUCUGGAAAGAGACUACGAUGGCUCGGUCUUGUGCAAAUGUUCGGGCUCUGACUUACUGCGACCUGCACGUCAUCAAGAGGGACGCUCUGAUGAGGGUGCUGGAAUUCUACACUGCUUUCGCCAACACUUUCUCCCGCAACCUCAUCCUCACCUGCAAUCUACGAAAACGGAUCAUCUUCAGAAAGAUUGCAGAUGUGAAGAGGGAACAAGAGCGCCAGAGAACUGAGGUGACCCUCUCCAUCCCUGACGACCACCCAGUUCGCAAGCUGUUCCAGAGGUUCAGACAGCAGAGAGACGGUCAGACACCAGGGGAAAUCAACGCUUACUGUGACAAUAACUGUGUGCAGGUGGACUCAAACCCAAAAGCUGUGUCCUGCCAGCCGCAAGCCGUGCAGAAUAAUUCACCCAGCAAAGGAGGCCUGGCUGCACCUCCACUAGCAUUCGUGCACACUGAGAAGUCAGAGCAGAGCUGCACAGAGGAGGCAGGGGAGUCUAAAUCUAGGCCGUGUGCGGAGAAUCAGGUGUCCCGCCCUGUGAGGAGCAGCGGUGUAGGUGGAGAGGGAGCUGCAGGCGGUGUUACAAGUGGCAGAGGUUCUCGAGGUUGGGCAAAAUUUAGAAAUGCAGCUUCUGCUGCACCACUGCCUCCUGCUGUGGAGCCUGAGAAGCAGCCUAAGAAAGAGGAAGAGUGGCCAAAGGGAUCCUCUGAACAAUUAGAGGCAGCCUGCAAGAUCCAGGAUUCAGAGGAAGGUGGAGAAACAGGGGGCAAAGAGGGAGGAAACAGUGCCGGAGAAGGAGGUGAAGAAACAAGCGCCCUGCACAAAACAGACUCAUGUGACAGCGGCAUCACAAAGAGCGAUCUGCGCAUCGACCGAGCUGGAGAUUCAAGAAGCUCAUUUGAAAGAAGCCCGAUGGAAAAGAGCCCCAUGGAGAAAAACCCAUUUGGGCUCAGUCUCGGGGUUGACUCCCUCAAACAAUCUUUCCUUCAGCCGGCCCCCGAACAAGCCCUCCUUCACACCAUCCUGCACGACGCCAAGCUGGAGCUGAAAGCAGACAUUCAGAUCCUGAGCGGCCGCCUGUCGGUGCUCGAGUCUCAGGUGAGCGAGGUCCUCAGGCUGCUGUCGGUUAAAAGAAGACUGUCGCUGCCGCCGACAUCGUCCCCGAAGGCCAGAGUGAAAAAUCAAGACUCGGUCUCUGCUUCCUCCAAAAAAGAUGAUGGACCUUUUUGAAUUUCCUGACCUCUUUAAAGACUGAUUUAUAGAAGCACCAGUUUGCAUGACCUGCAGGACUGCCAAAGAAGUUACUUGCAUUAAACACUUGACUGCAUGCAGAAAUCCCUUUCAUGUAAGCUUAGCACAACAAAAACCCAGGGCUCAUUCUUGCAGGUUUACAGUUUACUUAUGAAGGACUUUGUUCUCCUUCCAAUGCAAAUGAGAAAGACAAAAAGGAACAGGAGCAUUAUGAAACAAUCCUUUAGAAGAGUAAUGAAUAGGUUCUUUUUAAAGAGUUACAAACACCUGUAGCUCUUCUUAUCUCAUGAAUGAUACUCUGAUGAAGGCUUCUCAGCCUGACGGGACGAUUAGUGAAAAGAGAGGAGCUAAAUCUAAUCUACAGUCUUUAAAAAAACAUAUACUUUGUCUUUCUUUCUGUCAUUUUCAGGUUACUCCUGGUUCUUGAUGUUGAAUUGAAGUUUUGGCACAACUUUCAGAAUCACUCAUUUACAGAUCACUUUAGAGACAGUGAACCACCUCUGGAGUCAUUAAUUGUCAGGUAAUGACAUGUGCCUUAAAAUAUCAAAGCCUCAGUCUGAGUUUUAUUGAUGGUAUGUGUUCAACUCCAGGUAUUUAACCCUUCUUUUAAUUUUCCACAGAACAAAAAGGAAAAAUAGAAACAUACAGAAGCAAAAUGAUGGAACUUUAAGAUAUUUUUUGUGUACUUUGGACUGAAUUUGUUGCUUCUCUGUGCUAUCAUUUUAUGACCUGUUUGGGAACUUUGAGCGUUUUUCUUAUGCAUGUGAAAUAGGAAUAGGAAUGCAAAUCUAGACAUGGAUCUUCUAUAAAUUUGUAUUGAAUCGUUCAAAGAUUUAUUUACCGCCGACAACAUGUGAGAAAUUGAACAGGUAACUGCUGCAAACUUCUUGUUCCCCUUUCAUGUAAAGUCACCUCUUGCUCAGGUACAUUCACCCCAAGUUUGAAUAUAAACAAUGCUGUGAGUUAUUUUCACCAUUUGUAGAAAAUGUUAAAUGUUACACUAAAGCUAUGCAACUCUAAAUAUGUUCAGUUUCUAGAUGACAAAUACCUUAAAUUAACUUCUUGAUGCUUCCUUGUUUUCUGUGUGACCAUGAGUGUGUACGGCCUGCACAGAUAUGAGCAUGUGGCUGAUGAUGAUCUCUUUUAUAUCACAUAUGUACAAUCAAUGAUUUUGCAUGCAUUCAGGGAUAAUGUCAACAGUGAAAUUAAUAAUAAUAACUGAUGCCCGUUUA